UCUAGUAAAUUAAUGGUUUGAUCAAUGGCGUAAAUUAAUAAUAGCGGAACGUUCGUGCUAAAUGUGUUUUCAGAAGGACUUAUUUUUGUGAAACACCGCAGGUUGAAACAUGAAAAUGCGAAGAGGAUGUGAAACAAGACAAGUAGCCUAUAUUUUAUUAGUGUCAGCUCAUAUUUCUUUGUCAUUCGUCUUUAACAUAAACCUACCAUUCGCUAUGGAUAUAUUUGGCCAUAUGCAGUGAAUAUAAUAUUGGGAAAGUCAACAUUGUCUAAGUGGCAGAGCUGUCAGCCGGUUUACCAGCUUAACCAGUUAACCAGCUGUUUAUUUAUCCUAAAAUUACCAGUUUGUCUGUCUGGUAGAUCAUGGACGAAGCAGACAGCCUGGACGCAGAUCGCGUGAUCCCACAUAAUCAGGUUGAGGGCCGUUCAUCAAAAAUCCGCAAUUGGUCUGGAUUCUGGCUGCUUGGAUUGUGCAACAACUUUGCCUAUGUGGUGAUGCUGAGUGCAGCCCAUGACAUUCUGACCAAACAGCAGUCGGACAACUCAACAACUCCUACUCCUCCCUCACUGAACGGUGACUUUGAAGUGAGAAAUAGUAGCAACAGCACUCGCUAUGACUGCAACCCUGUGUCUACUGCGGUGGUUCUAUUGGCUGACAUUCUGCCCUCCCUCGUCAUCAAGUUGUCCGCUACGUUCUACAUCCACCACGUGCCCUAUGGGUUCCGAGUGCUGUUCUGCGUCGGCGCCACGGUGACCAGCUUCCUGCUGGUGUCCUUCUCCACCACCAUGACCAUGAGCAUCCUGGGUGUUGUCUUUGCCAGCAUGGGGUCCGGACUGGGAGAGCUGUCCUUCCUGUCCCUGACUGCCUUCUUCAGCAGUGACGUGCUGGAGGGCUGGGGGUCGGGCACCGGGGGGGCGGGCGUGGCCGGCGCCCUGAUGUACUCGGCGCUGACCCAGGCGGGCCUGUCGCCCCCGGAUACGCUGCUCACCAUGCUGCUGGUGCCGGCGGCCAUGCUGCUCAGCUAUUUCCUCCUGCUGGCCUUCCCACCGAUGUUCCCCCAGUGGCGUAGACUACGGGAGGCGGGGCCUAUGGGGAGGGGCGGAGCAGAGGAACGGCGCCGGCUGAUGGACGAAAGGGAGGAAGAGGAGGAGGAGGAGGAAGAGUCUGAGCAACAGGAGAAAGGACCUAGAGAGGACAGAGCCAGUGGACCCCUCUCUUGUACUGAGAAGAUGCGUGCCAUCAAAAUGAUCCUGAAGUUUGUGCUCCCCCUGGGAACGGUUUACUACGCAGAGUACUUCAUCAACCAGGGUCUGCUUGAACUUCUCUACUUCCCAAAAUCCACGAUGACUCACGCUGAACAAUAUCGCUGGUACCAGACCCUGUACCAGGUGGGCGUGCUUGUUUCCCGCUCCUCGCUGCGGUGUGUGAAGAUCAGGAAUCUCUGGGCUCUGGCGCUGCUCCAGAUCGUGAACACGGUGUUCCUGCUGUCUGCGGUCUAUUUCCAGUUCCUGCCCGCGCCAUGGCUGGUGUUCAUCAUCGUCCUCUACGAGGGCUUACUGGGGGGCGCGGCCUACGUCAACACCUUCUACUUCAUAAGCAAGGAGACUGGGGACCGGGAGAGGGAGUUCGCCAUGGCUGCAGCCAGCGUCGGAGACACCCUGGGCAUCGCCCUGGCCGCACUCACCGCCUUCCCCGCCCACAGCUACUUCUGCUCCCUGUGACAGAGCCCAGGAGCCACACCCAGCGGGGCCACACCCAGCGGGGGCCACACCCACAGGGGCCACACUUAAAGGGGCCCCACUCAGAGCGACCAAAAUGGUGGAUCUCUCUAGCCAGCCCUCCACUUCCUGCCAGGCACUGUCUUAUAGCACAGUCCGGUUUACUCCAGUCACUCCUCGGCUGUUUAUUCUAGAGUAUUUUAAAAUGGCCCAGCACAUCCAGCACAUAUCUUUCGAGGGUUGGUCAGUCCAAAUUUCCAAAAAAAACGGUUUUGAGCACGCGAGACUGAGCCUUGCUAUCCCCGCUCAUCAUUCGGUACAUUCUGAACAUGCCCAGUGGCUAUCACGGUACGAGGACUUGACCAUGCAUAACAGAGGUGCAUCGUUUCACAUCGCUAACGUGCAAACCAAACGUGAUACAUUUCCUGAACUCGACUCUUAUGCAAAGGUUUAUGCAAACCUUUGCAAUGGCUGCUAAAUGGAAAUACACACGGUGGUGAAUGUGAUAUAUACCCCUAGACUCUAUCCACUUGAUUAUAAAUAUGUGGCCUACUGCAGAAGGCCACGUGUAUAUAUACCGUAUACUUUAGGAUUUAAGGUAUUUAUAUUUAAUAGUGGUGUAGGUUUUGCGGCCUGUGAUGUGCAGUUCAGAUCCAGUAGGAGUUAUGGAUAGUGGGAGGAAACGGCUUCUCAAGACUCAUUUAAUGCAUUACAUUUUUAUCUUGCGUUUUUUUAUUUUCCAAAAACAUUCCCUGUUUGUGAUUUAUUUUUAUUUAUAAGAAGGUUCUUGUUCCGCGUACCUAGCAAAGGUUGGACCAAAUUGAACCGAUGCCUCUCCUUGACUCGUCCACAUAGCUUGAGAAUCUGUUGAAAUCACACCAGACAUUCGUGUACGUUAUAUAAUUUUCAUGAAUAUUGUUGUUAGAGGGUUGAAACGUGAAGUGAGCAUGUCAGGAUUCGACCUGAAAUUAAAGCAGCUGUCCACUAGACACUUUCGUUUUGUAUUAUUAUAUUGUUUUACCCUUGAUUCCUAAAUUACUGGUACUUGGUUUGUAAUUGCUCUACAAUGGAUUUUGUAGGGCAAAAUGGUGAAUCGUUGUUAAAUUGUUAAAUCAACACACUUUAUUUGCAGCUGUAGUUGCAAUGUGCAGAUUGCUACUUAAACGAUGUCUAACUGAUAUUAAUUGGCCUCUGCCUACGCUUGGGUGUUAUAGACGCUGUGCUUUUCUGACUAAAUGUUAAAUCAUAUAUACAAUGUCUUAGGUUUAUUCAAUAGGAAAUGUUUCUCCAGGAUUUUCCAGAGAGACAAGCUAAAAAUAGGAUUCAGAACUCCCAGAAUGCUCUCUGGGAGUAGCGGAGAACUAUCUCAUUAAUAUUAAUUAGUAAUUGGUUGCCAGCUAAAGUGCACAACUUUUUUUGCAUCGUCUUUUAAAUCUUCACAAAAUGUUAUUAUGCCACAUGUUGUUGCUAUAACUGAUUUUACUUGACAUAAUACAGCAAAAAGUGUCUAAUAUAUCAUGAAAAUACAAAUGAUAAUAAAAACUAUUCAAAUAGA
Gadus morhua (Atlantic cod) is the source of this 3273-nucleotide messenger RNA. It is a transcript of the gene cln3, whose product is annotated as CLN3 lysosomal/endosomal transmembrane protein, battenin. The record is from RefSeq and is a predicted model, not a curated record. The transcript has 15 exons. The coding region runs from base 363 to 1721 and encodes 452 amino acids. NCBI's taxonomy places the organism in Eukaryota, Metazoa, Chordata, Actinopteri, Gadiformes, Gadidae. Gene Ontology annotation, cellular component: membrane; lysosome. Gene Ontology annotation, biological process: lysosome organization; regulation of intracellular pH.